GCACGUAUAAAGAACAUCCUCAAAUUCUGGUAAAACAGAGGAAAUGGUUGUGAUCUGCAUUGUCUGUCUGAAGGAGAUACAACCUCUCUCCAUUACAGCUACUGCUAGGGACUGGCUUAGUAGUACUUUCUCAUUUGGUAAACUCUCUGUUUCUGCAACAAAGGCUCUGCCCUGACCAGAAGGUUUGGUGGUGGGACGCAUAUAUAGACUAAAGCUUAUCCGACAAGAGGCGACAGUCACUAUUCCCUUUUGCUUUUGUGAAACAGUAACGGCACUAAUAUUAUACUAAAAUACAAAAAAACAACAGCUUUCCAAAGUAUCAUCCAUCAUUCAUCACUCCCAAUGGCGACGAUCAGAGAGCUCUCCAGACUUAUCAGAGAUCAUGGUGAUGAAGAAGUAUGGAUCACGCACUAUUCAUCAAAGCAUCAGAUACUUCUCGUGGGCGAAGGAGAUUUCUCAUUCUCCUGUAGCUUAGCCACUCGCUUCCGCUCUGCUUCCAACAUCUGCGCCUCCUCUCUCGACUCAUACGAUGAAGUGGUUAGAAAGUACAAGAAGGCAAGAUCAAACCUUGAGACUUUGAAGAGACUUGGAGCUUCUCUUUUACAUGGAGUUGAUGCAACCAAACUCCAACUACAUCCUCAUCUUAACUCCAGAAUAUUUGACCGAAUCAUCUUCAACUUCCCCCACGCCGGUUUCCACGGCAAAGAGACUGACUCCUCUCUUAUUAAGAAGCAUAGAGAACUGGUGUUUGGAUUUCUCCAUGGUGCAAGCCAUAUGGUCUGGGCUGAUGGAGAAGUUCAUGUCUCUCACAAGAACAAACCACCUUUCUGUCACUGGAAGCUUGAAGAGCUCGCUAGCAAAUGCUCUCUUGCGUUGACACAGUGCGUGGCGUUCGAGAAGAGCGAGUACCCUGGCUAUGAGAAUAAGAGAGGAGAUGGGUCUAGAUGUGACAUGCCUUUCCUCUUGGGAGAGUGCAGUACCUUCAAGUUCAGAGUCUCUCGCGUGGCUAAAGAGAUUUAUGCUGAGAAGGUGAAAGGCAGAGAGAUGAAGGAACGUGAAUCAAAGUGGCAGAGACCAGCACUUACAUUUGGUCUCAGCUAUCACCAGGACCAUAACCUUAGGCAAGUAAAUGAUCCUUUGGUUCAAUCAAGACAAAGAACAUCUCCAUUGUUUCCUUACCAAGAACAUAGAUGUUCACAGUUUGAAGAUGCUAUUGCUAGCUCAAUUAGAGCAACUCAAAGUCCAGCAACGUUUAACCAUGUCCGGUUUCAAGAAAACUCAAAGCAGCUCAGAUACACUGAAAGAAGCUCUCGUGACUUCCCUUUUCAACCUAGUCUCCAUCCUCAAGAAGAACGAUCCUUCUUUGAAUGCUCAAGCCGCUUUGAGGGAGUUCCGCUUGAUAUUUAUGUCAGGAGAAAGCAGAGUACGUUAACACAGACGAGCUUUCCUCAUCUGUACACUAGAGAAUCACCAGAAAGACGCCGUCAAGAACCAUUCUUCCAACGCUACCAUUUAAAUGGAGUUUCUCAUGAAAUUUAUAACGGGGAAAGAGGAAGAUCAAUGUUAACAAGUCACAGCUUUCCUCAUCCAUACACUGGGGAAUCACAAGAAGGAAGCUUGAGUAGGCAAUGGAACCUCAACAUUUAGCCUCCACGGCACUGGUAAAUCAUUGUUCUUUGUGUAUAUCAUGAAGAUCAUCAAAGAACUUCUCAGGAUAACUUUGAUGGAAACAACCUAAGGUGGCUGAAGCUUAGAGUCACUAAAAAAGUCGUUUGUGAAAUAGUAGUUGGGCAACUUACUGACAGCUCAAACCACAAUGAUCUCUCAGUACGGAGAAUGAUCAUUUGGUAUAUGUAUCUAAUAAGUUGUGUUGUGAAAAUGGUGUUGAGAGUAACUUGUCUUAAAAGAGAAACUUGCAGUGCCUUGUCUUUUAACGGUAUACCUCCUGUUAUCUC
Molecule: messenger RNA, 1955 nt
Organism: Brassica oleracea var. oleracea
Lineage: Eukaryota; Viridiplantae; Streptophyta; Magnoliopsida; Brassicales; Brassicaceae
Product: ferredoxin-fold anticodon-binding domain-containing protein 1 homolog
Exons: 3
Coding region: 343-1647 (434 amino acids)
Biological process (GO): rRNA base methylation
Cellular component (GO): cytoplasm
Molecular function (GO): rRNA (uridine-N3-)-methyltransferase activity
Source: RefSeq, a predicted model, not a curated record